Patiria miniata (bat star) is the source of this 2226-nucleotide messenger RNA. Its product is annotated as forkhead box protein S1-like. Bases 304 to 1473 code for a protein of 389 amino acids. Gene Ontology annotation, biological process: regulation of transcription by RNA polymerase II; anatomical structure morphogenesis; cell differentiation. Lineage: Eukaryota; Metazoa; Echinodermata; Asteroidea; Valvatida; Asterinidae. Gene Ontology annotation, molecular function: RNA polymerase II cis-regulatory region sequence-specific DNA binding; DNA-binding transcription factor activity, RNA polymerase II-specific. The record is from RefSeq and is a predicted model, not a curated record. The transcript has a single exon.
CACGAGCGCACCGGUGUCUUUGGGCCCCAUUCGUGGGCAGUCAUUCAGCAAAUCACGGUGAGCUGUGAUUGGAAGAACGUGGUGUAAGUCUUGUUGUAGUUGUUGCUAGCUUGAAGAGAGUUGCUGGUGAUCUUGUCUGCUCUAUUCUUGAAGUGUCAGAAGUCGAUUCAUUCAAUUACUUGAUCCGUUUGAGUCAACACUGUCAGAUUUGUAAUCCGUAAAGCUGCUUCGAUAGUCACUUCACUGUGCUGUAUUGUGCAUGAACUGUAAACACUGUCGAUUCCCAUACGUGUAUAAGCCAACAUGACUACAACUGUCAAGGCAGAAAUGAACAGCGACCAACUGCAGUCCAUACUGGAGAGUAUCUUGGCCUCACAGAUGCUGACGACUCCGAGCCCGACCAACCCAGCGAAGACCGAGGCUGGGCCUACCGUGGAAUCGACACAAACCACGGCAGUCCUGGACGACGAAGAGCGGCCCGACCAUAGCUACAUGGACCUGAUAGUCAUGGCAUUGAGCAGCAUGCCGGGGAGACAGGGUCCCCUACACGAUAUCUACCGAUACAUCUCUGGCCGGUUUCCCUUCUACACCAAGAACCGCAAACACUGGAAGAACUCGGUCCGGCACAACCUGACUCUGCACAAGUGCUUCAAGAGGCUGGACACCGAGACUGACGGAUCUCCCAUACUGCUCCCGGGGGUAAAGAAGCCCAAGACCAGCCCCCUCUGGUCUCUCCUGUGGAAUCCCGACGAGUGUCCUGAGCAACACAACACUCGCAAGCGCAACCGAAACAAGAGCACUUCCAAGAAGAGGAAAGGGGGCAAGUCUGAGACAGCCGGUAAGUCAUCAACGGCGAAGGAAGCAAAGAGCACCCAACAGUCUGACCAACCUCCCCCUGCUAGCCAACCAUCCACUGACGAUCCUCUCACAAGGAUAGCGAUGAUGUUACCUGAGAUUGGAUCCAGAGAGGCAGUCCCACCGUCCUCAUCAUCAGCUCUCAACCAAGGACUUGUUCAACCACCCCAGACCCCCGAGUCAGACUACUGCAGCCUUUCUUCAGACCACAGUCCCUACAUCCCAGGACAAUCUCUCUCCGCAAAGAGCACCUGCAGCAGUGUCUUCGAGUACCCAUCAGCCCGAGUCCCCUCUCUGCCUGUCCAAGACGGUGUCAACCGUCGUUUCUCCCCGCUGCCUCUAUUGAGCGUGGAUGACAUCUGUGCGGUGCUCCAGUGCGACGACUGUCCCCCUGGAAGUCCCGACAGCGGUACCGGAGCAGACAUCCUUCACGGCUUCGGGUGGUUUGACGAACUAACUCCCGCUGAACAUCACCCACUCUGUCUGGCAGAUUCCCUGCUCGACAUCGCGCACCAGAGUCUCAACUUCCAACCCGAACCUCCAGCAGUCUCGUUCUUCGUACCCAAGGUCCCCGUGGGACGACCCUUGUCUGUGGACACUGGCUUAUUUACUUGGUGAAAUCUUGUUUCACUUUUCUGUGAAAUCUUAUUGCCAAAUUUGCACGAAUUUGCCAUUGAAUGUUAACGUAUUUUGUUGAAAUCUUCACUUGCCGAUAGUAAGACGAGAUGGAUAUUUUUGUGAACAUGAAAAAAUUACACUUCUUGCCUAGAAUACGCCAGAACUCAUUUUAAUACAAUGUUCUCCGUAUUUAUUACAAACUAAAAUCUAGCGUUAGUGGCAUAGUUACCCUUAAGAAAUGCAGUGCUCUCUUACGCAUUUUUGAAUUGUGAUAGAUAUCCAAUUAACAAAACUUACCUGUUUUGUUUCAAAUUAAGGUUGCAAAGUUUCUUUCUGAUGGUUUAAUCCAAAGUUGUAUCUUUUCUUUCAAUGUAGAUGUUAUAGGUAUCUUUUUUAAAUAUCUAAUUGUUUGGAAGUCAAAAGGGUAAAACAAAUAUGUUACUCUAACACCAGCAGCAAAAAAAACCCUGGGAAAGCUUUUUUUUUCAUAAUUGUUUGGAAUAUUCGUUGAACAUUUUCAAAUAAUUCCCGUCGAAGGCUUGCCAACAAAUGUAAAACGAAUGCGCUGACAUUGUGUUAUUCCGUGUUAAGAGACAACUCUGCUUAAUUAUCCGCUUAAAUAAUGUCAUGUGAAAGGUUUUGUGCUAUUUUUGCCGUUGUUUUUUUUUUACCAGUCGUUACAUUUCAAUUUGUAAAGUGGAACGAGAUAAUAUAAUUUUUGACGUCCAUCACAAAAUGUGAUUGUCCAGCAUU